Cutaneotrichosporon cavernicola is the source of this 1824-nucleotide messenger RNA. RefSeq lists its product as uncharacterized. The transcript is spliced from 2 exons. The record is from RefSeq and is a predicted model, not a curated record. NCBI's taxonomy places the organism in Eukaryota, Fungi, Basidiomycota, Tremellomycetes, Trichosporonales, Trichosporonaceae. Bases 1 to 1824 code for a protein of 607 amino acids.
AUGUACUUUACCCAGUCGGCAGACGGCCUCUGGUACAGGGUCGAGGAGGCGUGGUCGCUUUAUGGCCGCGUCGCCUCAAACGUCAACGACGAUGCAACGCUCACAGUUGCCUCCCAGUCGUACGCGGUCACGUCGCAGAUGCCGCUGGGAUGGGGCAACAAGACGGACCGCAGCUCGUUUUACAACACCCCGAUGAUCGUGUCUGCCAGUGUCAUACUGGGCAUCCUGAUCGUCUUUGGCAUCAUUAUUAUCACGUAUCAACGACGAAAGGAAGCGCGACGAAAGAAACGACACGCAGCACGUAUGCGGAGGAAGGCCCUCGCUGCUGCGGGCCUGACUGAAGACGGCCUCAAAGACGCAAGCUCGGUGCUCGAGGCCGAGUUCAAGCAGCGUCUUGACGAGCUCGAACUGGCGCACGCGGCUAAACGACGAGAAAAGCGCGCUCAGCAGAAUCAACCGUCCACGUUUGUGCGCACAAAGGUCCGCGUAUGGCGCAGUACCAUACGCCGCCGCAAGUCUCCACGCGCAUCUCACGACGACGACGAUCGCCGCCUCAAGGAGCACUGGUCACCCAACGGCGGGUACCGUUCUCCCCGGCGACCAGGCUCACCUGGUUCGCUUCUCACGCGCGACUCGGCCUCGUUCAUGACCGAGUCGUCGCGCGCGCCCAGCUUACGCCACUCGCUGUGCCGGGCAGGCCUGGGAAGCACAGAGCAGGGGACAGGUUCUGACACGCUAGCGGAGACGGCGCAUUCCGCCGAGUCGGGAAGGAUGUCUGGUGACGUAAACGACGAGACACUUUCGCCGUCGACGUCCGCCCAGCAGGAUCCAGGAGCAUCGUCAGCCUCGCUGCCGUCCCCCUCAGUUGCCCCAGGCCUCGGCGGGCACAUGCCACCAGCAUACCGCCCCGCUUCGGUUCGAAGUCUCGACGUGAAUUUCCCUAAUCCAGGGCCGUCCUCGUCGCGCGCGCCGAUACCGACCAUUGAUAGGUCCAACGUUCUCUCGCCCGAGAAAGCGUCGGCGGCUGGCUUCUACCCCGCGCCCGCGACUGCCGACGCCGAACAGGCACAGGAGGUUGCCCGUCGUGCCGACGCCAAGGCACCAAUCGUCAUCCCCCCUGAGGAGGAGGAGGAGCAGCGACGCGCGAUGCACGUCGCGACCGACGACAAGCGCGAGUUGGAGCGCAUGCGCCUUGGUGCGUCUGCGCCACCCGUUGCCCGCGUCCAGGACGAGGACGGAGCCGGUCCAUCUGCCCCGAACUUUGAAGUCGACGGCGAGGGCUUUGAGAUGCUCACCACGGCGUCGGGAGACGAGACGGACGCGCGGAGCGACACGGGCGCUUCGGGCACCACAUCUAUAUCUGGUUUCGGCUCAGCCUCGAGCCGCCUGACGGUACCUGGUCUGCCUGCUCCCCCUCGUGCGGCUGCGCUCCGCUCGUUGCGGACGUUGAUGGACGACGACACGCAGCGACAUUCUGGUCCUCCUUCUCCGAACCACCUACGUCCUUCGGCCCCUCCAUCGCCAGACCACUUUUCCCGGGAUCCUUCUCCUGCUCCCUCCGCACCGCCUCUCGAUCCCUCUGCGCCUUCAUUCUCUCCGUCUGCACCUCCGAUGUCGCUCAAGACCUCUGCGCCCUCGGCUCCACCGCUCGACGACUUUGACGAGCCCACAGAGGACGGAAGCGCAGCGGGCGUGUCAAGCGACACGCGCUCGGACGCAGAGGACGAUCCUGCACCCACACCCGAAGCGGAUGUGGACAUGGGCGACAUGGGCGUAAGCCUGAGUGUCCGCGGACACGGGUUCCUGCCGCGCUACGAGCCGUGA